GCUUCAGUAUGUCACUAGCCUUGGGAGUGAGAGGAUAUAUUGUCGUAAGGGAAUUCCAACGGCCACAGACACGCACACACACGUACGCAGACGUAGAUAUAUAUACACAUAUGUUCGACUGUACACACACAAACGUAGAUAUACAUACACACAAGUUCGACUGUACACACAUACGUAGAUAUACGUUUUCCAGAAAGGACAGACGUAUUGCGCAAAUUGUGCUGAAGAUAACUGCAGGAAAAUAUUCGUUAAAGUUUUAUAUCGCCAGCUAUUGACACGGAGUUAUUUGGGGAGGGAAUUGUGAAAAUAUGUUAUGGACAUAGGAAAAAAAAAACAGUGCAUGUUUAUCAAAAGAAGAAGUAAAAAAUCAUUUACCAUUAAAAUCUCAAUAAACCCCAGUUUUAUAUAUCAACCCACGGGACUUAGAACAACAACAACAACAACAACAAACAACAAAAGAACAGUGCAUAUCAACGAAUUGAAACGAGAAAAACAAACAAACAAACAAACUGCCUUUGGACUACUAACGCUCCCAUCUGCGAAAAUGACAACGAAACGGCAAAAGGCCUUCUGUACCUUCUGCAUCGCCGUCUGGAGUAUAGGAUGGACGACCCUCUCUGCGCCAGCCAAUUCCACUCCUUCGUCAGAAGGACAAACAAACCACGCAGAAAGCCAAGUAGAUCCUUGCGCCCCGAUGAAGCUGUUCGCUCACCAAUCGGAAAAGGAGGAAGAAAAGUCAGUAUUGCUAUUCGAAGUUGAAACCGCCGGGAUCUGCACGAAGCCGAAAUGUGCCGGUAUUUUCAUCAAAAUUCGGAAGUGUCAUGAAACAAACGGAGGCAGCUUUACUAAAGCACAGAUGAAAGGCCGAUUCUGUGCCAGUGACACGGGCUGUUACAAAGUUGCCUGCGGGAACAUCACUUCUAACACUGUAACUUUGCUUGGGCUGUCAGAGAUUACCGUGGAAAUCAGAAAGCCUGUCUUCAGAAAUUCUACACUGGUCGAAACCGCAGUAAAUUCCAUGGAUCCAAGAGUCACCGGUUUUAAAUACGACAUCCUCGACAACGUGACGUGGGAGAAGUUAUCCAAAGGUAAAAUCCCAGAUCGAAGUGCUUUGUUGGAGGUGAAAGUCAAUGGAAGUUUCGUCAGCGGGAAAUGCUACACUUUUAGAUUCAAGCCGAUAGCAAAUAUACCAGGCUGCAAGGAACAAGCUUCAAGGUCUGUAGUUAAAUGCUAUAACGCCACAGAAACGACAGAAAUGGCGUAUGAAACUCAACCAGGGAACUCGAGCUACAGUACAGUGAUCUUACAAGCAGCUUGCUUAUCAAUCAUCGUCAUCGUCUGCUUCGUCGUCACUGUCGCCAUCUAUCGGAGGAAAAAAGUGGGAAUCGAGCAACACGGCAGACGAGGAGACAGAACUUCACGAGCGAAUAGAGUGCUUGUGAUCCACGCCCUUGAUGACUACAAGUUGCAAGAAAAAUGUACGGAGUUGUGUAUUGCAAUCAGUUCUCACCUGGCGGGUUCUAUUCAGGUACAAGACAUUUACCUGACGAAGGACACCUGCCUCCUCCAGGACCCUCAAGCUUGGGUCACAGACAAGGUCAUCGCUCCCGGAACCGACGAAGGAGGAGAACAAGGAAUAACGAAGAUUAUUCUGGUUCUUUCUCCGCUCAUGGAACAUCUGCGGAGAGCUUUGGACGAAGAAAAAGAUGACUUUGAUUUCUUCGGUCGCCAGCCUCACCCUCACGACCCAGUGCUAAAGACUUUUCUCCGUCACCUCGCGACGCCAGAACUCAAGAUGGAUUAUAAGCGUCUCUCCCUUGUUAGAUUCUCUGACCUCCACGAGCACUGGUCAGGUGACUUCCAAGACCUCGUCCCAGGGAAGAGAUUCAUCCUGCCCCACCACGAAGAUCAGCUCCUGGAUGCAAUAGGGCAAAAAGGCCCCCCGUUGUAAAGGAGAGACUGUCCCUGGGUGGGCUGUAGGAGCAUGUGAGAGAGAGGGAGAAGAAUAAAAGUCCGUUAAAAACGCCGGCUCUCUGAAGGAAAGGCCGAGCGUAGUUCACUGAGCCAAGGUCAACUCCCCUACAAGGUCGUUGACCCAAACCUUUUAUGCGAACAAGGUCGUGCGCCAAGUUCGUUUAUCCGGAGUCUGCGUAGCAAGACUCAUUGUUGUUAAGAAUGUUGUCUGCUCAGUAAGGACUGUAGCAUCUCGUCCAAGGCGUUCCCAUUCGCUCGUCAGCGUCUCCUGCAGGCAUGUUCUCUGCAGCAUUGCCAUCUGCGCCAUCUACAGUUGAUUCCGUCACAGCCAGGCGCCAGGGAUAGUCAGAGGGGUGUCUGUUGCGAAAUCUAUGGUAAUAUUGUGUUAGAUAUAUCUUGAUUAACAGUUAAAAGAAAUAGGUUAGUUUGUAGACAGUGAUUUCCAACGGAGCGUAAGAUUGAAUUUAUGUCUAUUUGCUUUUACCAUCAUCAUUUCUUAUACUUACUUAAUAGCUUAAUUCAUUCAUUCAUUAAGAAUUGCUAGUUAAUUUGUAUUUGAAUUAACUAUUUGCUUCUCUUGUUGUGUUUGACCACACGUGUAAAUUCACCAAUACGUCAUAUACCUGGAAUGUAUAACUUAUUGCUCUAAUAAAUGCCAUGUUCGUCACCAGCUUGUAGUUAAUAAAAUGAUUGACUUUUACAUAGAAUAAUUAAACAUUCAUUGAUCUAAAAAAUCCCUUAAUUAAUUAUUCAGAGGUAUACUAUACUUAAUGAGAACAAUUAAACCUUCAUCAAUAUAACAUAAGUCUUUGACACUGAAGAACUUUUGAUAACUGUAGUGGUAUAUGGGGCCAUGCGGGAUGUAGGGACUGCGAGCUAGACCUGUGUGUCUGUCUGUCCCGUCUCUCUGCCGUCGAAGAAGUCUUGCCUUGUAUGUGGUGGGUCCCCUCUCGGCUAAUGGGUUGCAGUGUCUGUGUAAGUAUAUAUACAUUUCUAUAGACCUUGGGUGCUUGCUUCCAGAGUGUGAGGUUUAUCCGGUCGUGGCGUAGGAGGGUGAGCGAGCGAGCGAGCGAGAGAGAGAGAGAGAGAGAGAGAGAGAGAGAGAGAGAGAGAGAGAGAGAGAGAGAGAGAGAGAGAGAGAGAGAGAGAGAGAGAGAGAGAA
Molecule: messenger RNA, 3136 nt
Organism: Penaeus indicus
Lineage: Eukaryota; Metazoa; Arthropoda; Malacostraca; Decapoda; Penaeidae
Exons: 12
Coding region: 314-1951 (545 amino acids)
Source: RefSeq, a predicted model, not a curated record